Molecule: messenger RNA, 573 nt
Organism: Sinocyclocheilus anshuiensis
Lineage: Eukaryota; Metazoa; Chordata; Actinopteri; Cypriniformes; Cyprinidae
Product: anaphase-promoting complex subunit CDC26
Exons: 3
Coding region: 122-388 (88 amino acids)
Biological process (GO): anaphase-promoting complex-dependent catabolic process; regulation of mitotic cell cycle; protein K11-linked ubiquitination
Cellular component (GO): anaphase-promoting complex
Source: RefSeq, a predicted model, not a curated record
GUUAUUUCUCAACGCCACUGCUUUCCAUGCGCUUGAACUACAUUUCCCAUGAUUCCCUUCCGAACGUCCUAUGGCGAUAAAGCGUGUGUGAUUGCGGCAACAAGAGGCCGGUGACGUGAAGAUGCUGCGCAGGAAACCCACGCGCCUCGAGCUCAAGCUGGACGACACAGAGGAGUUUGAAAGCGUCAAGAAAGAGCUGGAGAGUCGAAAGAAACAGAGGGAUGAGGUGGAUGUAGUUGGUGUCGCCACAUCCAGCGAGAUGAGCGGAGCAUCAGGUGGUGGCACGGACGGGAAGACCAGGGAGCAGAUGAUUCACGAGCGAAUUGGUUACAAACCCCACCCAAAGCCUAACACUUUGCCAUCACUUUUUGGGAACCUUCAGUUUUGACAAUUUGCAGAUAUGAAAAAUGGACUAUAAGGUCUUGAGAAUCUGCAUCACACACAUGCAUAUAUUAUGAUUUGAUAUUGCCUGAACUGAAAUAGACAAAGCACAUGCAUUCUGGGUUUGAUUAAAGGGUUAGUUCACCCAAAAAUGAAAAUUCUGUCAUUAAUUACUCACCUUCGUGUUGUUCC